Chlamydomonas reinhardtii is the source of this 2156-nucleotide messenger RNA. RefSeq lists its product as uncharacterized. Gene Ontology annotation, molecular function: 8-oxo-7,8-dihydroguanosine triphosphate pyrophosphatase activity; 8-oxo-GDP phosphatase activity; 8-oxo-dGDP phosphatase activity. Bases 150 to 1223 code for a protein of 357 amino acids. Gene Ontology annotation, biological process: DNA repair. The transcript is spliced from 6 exons. The record is from RefSeq and is a predicted model, not a curated record. Lineage: Eukaryota; Viridiplantae; Chlorophyta; Chlorophyceae; Chlamydomonadales; Chlamydomonadaceae.
ACAGUCACCAGAAAACCUAUCCCUGCCAUCGCAAGCUUAUAACCGCGUUUGUUGGUUCUUUCUUGACAACUAGGGUCAUCAUCCCCUCCUGACCUGUUUGCGCUGCGCGGCCCGUCGCGAGGCUCUCACGUCAACAUAUACUUGCUUUCAUGCUGGCUACAAGGCCGCCCGUCGGUGCGCCCUCGCGGGGAGCCCUGUGCCGCGCGCCUCGCGCUCUGUCCCGCCGCUCGCUCUUGGCCGUGCCGCCUGCUGCGGCGCCAGCCUCGGGCCCCGGACCGGCAUCUUCGGGACCGCCCGGCCCGUCGCCAUCCUCGAGCGACUACAUAAACCCAGCGUACUUCUACGCCAACCCCUUCGCGCCAGCUCAGGGCGCAACUUCCUCCAGCUCAUCGCCCGGAUCCAGCGGCCCCAGCUCCCACGCCACUGUCCUCCGCACCGUUGACUCGGUCGUUGCGGCCGCCAGCGCAGCACGCGCCGCAGCCACCGCCCGCGCGGCCGUAGCGGCACGCUCUGCUUCCCCUUCCCCCUCCUCCUCGAGCGCUUCCAGCUCUCCCGGCAGCCAGACGCACGCCCGUGCGCCCGCGGUAUCCACAGCUGCUGCUGCCCCGUCUUCUUCCCCCGCGGCCCCCGCCGCGCAGGCCGCCUCCACCGCUCCGGUGCAGCUGUCGCCUGCAGCCGCUCCUGCGCUAGCCACCAACACCUUUGCCAGCAUGGACGAGGGAGACGCGCCCGCUGCCGCCCCUGGUGGCGUUCGGCUGCUUGUGGUGGUGGGUGUGGUCCUGCUGGACGACCCACUGUGGGACCACGAGACGGGCGAGCCCAGCAAGGGCGCCGCCGCCGCGGAUCGGCCUGUGCGGGUGCUGCUGGCUCAGCGGCCUGUGGGCAAGAGCAACGCGGGGCUGUGGGAGUUCCCGGGCGGCAAGGUGGACCCAGGGGAGACGCCCGAGGCGGCGCUGGUUCGCGAGCUGUAUGAGGAGCUGGGCAUCUCGGUGGACCCGGCGGACCUGGCGCCGCUCACAUUUGCCUCCCACACCUACCCCACCUUCCACCUGCUCAUGCCGCUGUAUGCCUGCCGGCGCUGGUCGGGCGUGCCUGUGGGCGCGGAGGGCCAGGCGGUGGCGUGGGCGGCUGCGGGCGAGGUGACGUCUUUCAACCUGACGCCUGCAGACAUACCGCUGGUACCGGCUGUGCUGGCGGCUAUGCGGCACUACCCCAGCCAGUAGGCAGGGCAGCAGAGGCGCAGCAGAGGCGCUGAGGGCUGGCCACACAGGCGGCGACGACCGCCACGCGCCAUGCGCGCAGGCGCACGUGUAGGUCAGCGGUUGGGCUGUGAUGCCGGCUGGGGACCAGCUGCGCGGUAGCUGUGGGGGCGGCUAGCGCUGCCGACUAACGCGAGCUGCAAGUUGCACAGGCAGCUCGUCGUGCUGACAGCCAGAAGCCAGGGGCAAGGCCCGGCGACGAUGGGUAGCAUAAACACGCCUGGAUGGUCCUGUGGCGGCUCGGAGGCGGAUGCACGGUUGCUUCAGUCAUGCGCACCAGCACGUGCCCGAGUGACCUACGUCAUAGGUGCUGCUUACAGCUAUGCGCUAGUUUGGAGUUUGGAACUCACAGAGAAGAGAAAACACGGUUUUGCCCAUUAUGCUUCAUUUGUGGUGUGAUUCUUGUUUCGGUGUGAUUCUUGUUUCGGGCUUGCAGACUUGCUACGAUACAGCUGCGCCAGUCGGCGGCCUGGCGCCGUCACGGCUGUUGUCUUGAUUUCGCGGUACAGGGCUGUACUUAUAUCCGGCUGUACAUUGAUUGGGAUUGCAUUUGGGAUGGUUGGAGUUAGAGAAUUGGUCCGUAACUCUGAACGUCGCAGAUUCCGAUGGCGUGUGCCAAAGCGACUUACAUAUGAUUGGCUGUAGGCUCUGAAGGCUGUGCCUGCGUGCGGUAACGUUGCGAGGCUCUUGGCAUCUAGGUGCCGACCCGUAGAUGGGGGAUCGUGCCAGAUGGUAGGGUAGGACGCGCAGUCGGAAAGGACAUGGCGGCGCUUCGUUGCAGCGGGAACACCUAGCAUGUGUGGCGGCGGUCUGACAGACAGGCAUGAGAUCGGACGAGCUAGACGUGUGGGUCAGCAGAGAUUGGUCGAGGUUCUCCCGAUGUAAUACGCAGUCGGA